CCCACACACACACAGGCACAGACAGCAACAGGGAGUAGGUAAGCAAAGCCCCUGCCCCACGCCCCGUCCCCGGCGAGAUUGCUCGGCUGCUCGCGAGAUGCCGGGGCACACUCGCCACCGCGGUAGAUCGCAGGGGAGCGACGACCAUGGCCUCCAUCCCAGUCUCGUCGCCGAUCCCCAUCUCGCUAACGAGGCCGGAUCCUCCAGGAAACAAGGAGCAGCCAGAAUACUUCCAGAUUCAUUGUUUGGUGGGGACAAGCUUUGUUCAUCCAUAAGUGUGGGCAGCACCCCAAUGAAGAUGCUGGUAGAUGAUGAAGUCUCAGGAGAUGUCAGGCAUGCAUCACCAAGUAUUGUAGGAAGGCUGAUGGGCCUUGACACAAUGCCUUCAUUUGGAGACCGUAGCCACAGUACGUGCCGGAUCUGUUCACAGUUCAUGUCGGCUGGGAGUUAUUGUGACAAAUAUGGUUUCUCUGGAGAUGUUCCACAUAAGAGAAGCACUGAUCAGAUUCCAGAAUUCAAAGAUGUUUUCGAAGUUAUGGAGUCUGCAAGGAUGAAGACUCAGAGCCUAAGUUCUGGAUGCACAAACAUCUGUUCUGGACCAAACAAAGUUAACAGUGCUGAGAUGAAUUUCGUGAGGCAGAAAUUUAUGGAUGCAAAGCGUCUUUCAACUAAGAAAUCUUGUAAGAGAUCGAAAGAGUUCGAUGGUGCACUUGAGGCAUUGGUAUUGAAUAAAGAUCUUUUGUUGGAAUUUCUUCAAAAAUCCAACCAUUUUCCCACGAAAGAUUCUACUGAUAUUAGUUGUUCUCCAUUCUCUGCUGUAAACCGUAUUACCGUGUUGAAACCAUCCAGAAGAAAUAAGUUUGUUGAUGCAGAUGUUAUUUAUCCAUCAGAAGAUACUAAAAGGUGUUGUCGUGCACCAAAAGGAGUGAAGCAUUCUCCAACGAAUCCUUGUGCUAACCAUUCUAGUCAACCUCCUCAAGAGAACACUAGUUCUUUCAGACAGAAAUUUCCAAGGUCAAGCUUCAAGGAAAGGACUGACACACACUGUUCUCCUACUCGCAUUGUCGUCUUGAAGCCAUGCCUCGGCAAAACUGAAAACAUGGAAGGAGCAUUUCCACUAACACAUGAAAUGUUUCAGUCUAGUUACAGAAAGUCCAAAGCAACCCUUGAUUACGGCAGUGCUGCUCAGAGUCGACAUACAGAAGAAUACAUGUAUCAGAUGCCAACAGGAAAAUUUGAUGUGUUAGGCCGUGGUGGCCAAGGGUCAAUAGAAAUUGCCUGUGAGGUCACAGAAGAAAUGACGAGAGCUGUAAAGGGAGGCAUAAGUGGAAACCGGAUAUUCAGUCCAGAUAUUGGGCCAUUUAGCUGUGAUGCACAAGCAUCUUUAUUAUCAUCCAUGGCAAAGCUAAAGAGUUCGGAGGCAUGUCAAAGAUCAAAUCGUUGCCAUGAUGCUUGGGACGGUCCCAACUCUGGUCAUUCCCCAGCAUAUUCAACUAAAACAUCGAUUAGGAAGGAAGCAAAAAGACGCCUCUCUUAUAGAUGGAAGAUAACUAACCAAUAUCAGCACCCAUCACAAGAUGCUAAUUCAUUCCGUACACUAGGGGACAUGCUUACCCUCUCUGACAAUGAGGUAUCAAGAUUUACUUCAGGAUCAUCAAUUUGCUGCAAAUGCCCAAAGGGAGAGUUGCAUAGGGAUGGAAUGCCAGGGUUGUGCGGUUAUCCUCUUGGUAUCAGCAGCAAUGAUGGUUGGAAAGAUGAGAAUGUGUGCAAUUCGACAAGGUUGAAGUCUCUUCCUUCUUCAUCCAUUACCCAAAAGAGCCUGAAGAUGACCCGCAGAAAAGAAAAAUCUAGGCUUGGUGAGUUCUCUGUACUCAAAGACCAAUUCAUUGUGGCACAUAAUAAUUCUGAAGAUGAGCUAGUUCAUGGAAGACCAAUGAGAUCACUGGUCAGGACAUCAACUCACUGCAAUGAAAGUGAUCUGCCAUCGCUGGAUGGAGAUGAAAGUAUGGUUACUGAAUGUGAGAUAAAUGUGAAUUUUGAAGAACCGGCUUGCAGUGUUUCUGUGCCAGAUUCAUCUGAAGAGAGACUUGUACAGCCUGCAAAUUCCAAACAUUUUUUAAGUGCAGAAUGCUAUUUGGAUAGCAGCUACGUGGUUCCAGAAUGGCAAGAUGAGGACCAGCCUUCUGUUUCAGGGAACCUGGUGAUGCAUCAAGAGUCAACGUGGGUGCUAGAUGACCAUAUUGUUUCCCCUAGCCCCAACGACUCUGCAAACGAGGCUGAGGAACAUGUGCUUGGUCAAUGCGUGGGUCAUGCAUUCACCUCCAAUCCUACGGAAGAGUCAGUGUCUCACGUGAGCUCACGCGAAGAUGAUCAGCCACCAGUGUCAGUUUUUGAAUCUUCCUUGGGCGCGGAAGAUGGCUGUUCAGGAGGCUUUGAGAAAAUAAGCGCAGAUCUGCAAGAGCUGAGGAUGCAACUUCGGCUUCUCAAGAUAGAAGCCACAUACAAUGAUGAUGAAACCGAGCUGGCUCUGUCGAGCAAUGAUGGAAUUUCUGCCAGCUGCAAACCACGUAAUGAGGCUGGUCAAAUGUCCGACACCUUUUGGGAUGCAGAUGAAAGAGAUUUUGCCUAUGUCCUUGACAUUCUCACUUGUCUGGGUAUUCAGUGCGAUGAGCAGGAUUUUCUACUGAAUGCAUGCUAUUUGUGGGAGUAUCCUGCUCCUGCGGGCAGUGAUGUUUAUGAGAGCCUAGAAAAAAAGUACGGGAAGUACAUCCUGUGGCCUCAAUCUGAUAGGAGGCUCCUCUUCGAUCUGACAAAUGAUGCCCUUAUGGGUGUGGUCACUUCUCUGACAGACAGUGGGAUGCGGAAGAAGUGGCAGUCCAAAAGAAUGGGUAAAGAGGGGGUUUCGGACCAUGUGUGGGAAAGGGUGUGCCAACAACGGCGGGAAGCAGAAUGCUUCCAGGAGGAAAGGCUGAUGGGUGUAGGGUGGUUGGACUGCGAAGAUGUCACGUAUCAAAUUGCGGGAGAGCUGGAGAGCAUGCUGGGUGCGGAUCUCCUUGAAGAAGUAGCCGAGCUGCUGCUGUGACUGGUAAAGUCCAAAGCACCAGUGCUCCUAUCCUCUGACAUGUAAUGUGAUAGGGUAUUAUUCUAUACGCUGAUUUCCCAGCAACUCCAUAUAUAGGUCAUAUAUAGCCUUGUGUUACUGGUACGAUGAGUGAUGUUAGGGUCAGUUUGGCAGAGCUCCCAGAGCUGAUUCUCUGCUGAAUCCAGUAAGAGCUCUGCCAAACAUUUUUCCAGAGAGGAGUGAUUCUUUGCUGAUUUUGUGGAGUGAUUCUCUGAAAUGAACUAAGAGGCUGGGAGCUGAAAAAAAGAAAGUAGCUUCUCCUGAUUCUGUGAA
This is a messenger RNA of Panicum hallii, 3394 nucleotides long. RefSeq lists its product as uncharacterized. The record is from RefSeq and is a predicted model, not a curated record. NCBI's taxonomy places the organism in Eukaryota, Viridiplantae, Streptophyta, Magnoliopsida, Poales, Poaceae. The coding region runs from base 98 to 3082 and encodes 994 amino acids. The transcript is spliced from 5 exons.